GUUAUCUUAAAAAACAGGAAAAUAAAGCAAAAGCGUCUUCUCUUCCGUUGAUAGUUCAUCAUCUUCUCGACUGCAUUUUUAUUUUAUCCGAAAGAUAGGGCCUCCAGUGGCCACCAAAUCAGCAAAAGAAGAGAGACCGAAUUCACCGCAGUAGCAAAUUCUUCGGAAGAAUGGCGUCGCUGUUAGCCGGAGCUGCUGUUCCUAUGGCGUCCCUAUCCUUCUCCCGUCAUCAAUCUUUGCCUUGUUCUUCCUCUGUCUCAACUUCACUCUCAUCCACCACUUCAACACUUCCUCUCAUUUAUUGUGGAAGAGGAGACAGGAAGACUGCUAAAGGCAAACGCUUCAGUCAUUCCUUUGGAAACGUGAGCUACAUACAUAUUUUUUUAGUUGUCAAUUUUUGAAGUUUCUUUUAAUCAAUUUGGGGUAUAAGAUGUUGUGAAUUUUACUAAGAGAAUUGUAUGUUCGUCUUUGCAUAUAGGCGAGGCCCAGGGACAAGACCAAAGGGAGAGGACCGCCUAGGGUUCCUGUACCACCAGCGCCACCGAGGAAGGAUCGGUUCGACGACGGUGAGGUUGUGAAGAUCGAGAUUGAUGAGUCUCUGGGCUGAGCCGCCGCCUCCCGAUGAAUGAUGAAUUUGAGUUUCUCUUUUUGUGUAAUUUCUGAGGAUCAUUUCAUGUGCAACUUCAUUCUGUAAUAUUAGACCGCUUAUCCAAUGCAAUUGCAAUGUUAUAUUCGCUUUGAAUUUGAUUGUUGUUCUCUCCAGGCGUCUGUAAUGGAUCUAACGAGUGGUUGCGGAUUUGUCCACCGGCCAUUAUUCUUUUUGUGAGUUUUGGACAUUAUCAGCAAUGUAGUCCUAAUUCUUGUACUAUUUGGAAAGCAAUUUGCAUAUUCACUCAGCAUCGCUAGAUUGGUGAGAUUUUGGACACUUCCAUGCGAAUCGCAACGUAUGGUGUGGAAAUUUAUCUUCACUGUUAGGUAUUAGUGAUUAUGCGUUACUGAAUACUGAUCAGUUUGAAACGGCAAAUUAUUGAAACUCGAAAGACGGAUGCUGUCAAGCAAGUUUGCC
Messenger RNA from Oldenlandia corymbosa var. corymbosa, 1066 nucleotides. Lineage: Eukaryota; Viridiplantae; Streptophyta; Magnoliopsida; Gentianales; Rubiaceae. The record is from the annotation of a GenBank genome assembly.